AUGAGAUAUCACCAUCCACGAUACCCAGAUAGGUUCCAAAAUAGUGGUUUAGACUCAGAUGAAUUUACAAAACCAUCUGAUGUUGUGAACGACGUUCCGUCGGAAACAUUUAAGUCUGGCUUAUUUGAUCCGAGUUUCAAUGAACCGAGUUUCAAUUUAAAAUACCAAGACAGAGAAGACUCUUCUGAAAAUUCAAUGGGAAUUCGUGAGUAUUGUGAAAAAAAUACAGAUUUUAAGGAUACAAGAAGUGAAGGAUAUGAAAAAAAUGAAGAAUAUAACGAUUAUUAUGACAAUGGACGUGAAAGUCUAGAUGGAUUGGAAAGUUUAAAGAAACUUAAAGCUUAUUUAUGUAAAUCUAUAAUAAAUAAGCCCAAAGAAUCAAAUAUUGAUUUUAUAAAAGGAAAAGAUAAACUAAACAUCAAUAACGAAGAAGAAAAUACUGAGUUUAAUUACUUCCCAAAAAUAAACAGUGAGAGCAACUUGAAUAAAUUGAAAACGAAUAACGUUAAUGAAAAAAAUAUGAAGACUUCGCAAACAGAUCGAAACGAUUCUACUGAUGUGAAUCUUAAUAGAAAUCCAAAAUUUAGUAUCGUUUCUGAAGGUUUUGAACAAUCAAAAGAAGUUAAAAAUAAUAUACCGACACAAACGCCUCAUAAUGCACCGAGUGUUUUAUCUGACCAAAUAUUUAACAGUUAUGGUAACAAUCAACCCUCACCGUUGCCCCUAAGUUACCCAACGUAUUUGUCCAAUCUUUUUAGACCAAAUGGUAGUCCAGUAACUAAUAUUCCACCCAUAGUAAAUACACUUAAUAAUGGUACACAGUACAACAAUCAACCUUUUUUAACUCCAAAUGUAACACCAAUUUUUUAUAAUCAGCUACCUGGAACCUUUGUCACAAAUGAUAAUAUUGUACCCAUUCCUAACAUAGCAUUGCGGAAUCUGGACAGUGGCAUAACUAAUGGUUAUACUUUAGUAGCCAUUCCCAAUAACGGGUACACUGGUACUAAUGGCCUGGGUUUUAUUGAUAGCGCAUUAAAUCAAAAUUCAUAUUCAGAACAACAGCCUUACAACGGGGUUCAAUUAAAUAAUGGACAAAAUGCUUUAGUUCCGUCUAACUACGUUCAGAUGGUUGUAAGUAAUAAUAAGCAAAGUUCUGUACAAGAUGAUAGCCAAACUUUAAUACCUAGUUACGAUCAAAUAACUGUAACGAGUACCGAUAAAAAUAUACCUCUGACACAAGACAAUAGUAAAAUUUUUGUAUCUAAUAAUACAAAACAAAUAUCGCUAAACGACGCUGAUGGUCAAGACUUAUCACCAAAUGAUUUUGAAGAGGUUAAUCAGAAAAUAUUAAGUAUUAUCUUUGGUAAUGAACAAAUCCAAAAUGCUGAAAGCGUGCAGAAAGAGGACCAGCCGUUUGAGAAUCAAGGAGCUUCAGUGUCAUCUUCGAAUGGUGAUAAUAACUCAUAA
Vanessa atalanta (red admiral) is the source of this 1467-nucleotide messenger RNA. Its product is annotated as asparagine-rich protein-like. NCBI's taxonomy places the organism in Eukaryota, Metazoa, Arthropoda, Insecta, Lepidoptera, Nymphalidae. The record is from RefSeq and is a predicted model, not a curated record. The transcript has a single exon. Bases 1 to 1467 code for a protein of 488 amino acids.